AUGGCCUCCCGCCUCUCCCAGUUAAACGCCCACCUCAACUUCCCCCGCGGCCUACUUGCCGGCCAAGUCGCCAUCAUCACCGGCGCAGGCCAAGGCAUCGGCGCCGAAGCAGCACGGCUUUUCGCCAACGAAGGCGCAAAGGUCGUUGUUGCUGACAUUGACGGCGAGAAAGCAAACGGCGUAGUCAACGCCAUCAACGGCGCCGAGUCCGGCCGCGCCAUUGCGGUCGUAGGAGACAUCCUCGACGACAAGUACAUCCAGUCUCUCGUCGACAAGGCCGCCGAGUUCGGGAACGGCAAGAUCCAUGUUAUCGUUAACAAUGCCGGAUUUACAUGGGACGGGGUUAUUCAUAAGAUGACCGACAAGCAAUGGGACACCAUGGUCGCGGUGCACAACACAGCGCCAUUCAAGCUCAUCCGCGCCGCGGCCAAGUACUUCCGUGUGAAGGACGGCGAACCCCGAGUCAUCAUCAACAUCUCGAGUACGAGUGGCAUCCACGGGAAUGCAGGACAAGCAAACUACGCCCUCGCCAAAGCCGGCGUAGUCGGACUCACUCGCACAAUCGCCAAAGAAUGGGGCCCCCAGUUCGGCGUGCGCAGCAACACCAUCGCCUUCGGAUUCGUGCAGACGCGACUCACGGCCGCAAAGGAGAAGGGCGCAUUCAUUACCACGCCCGACGGUACCAAGGUUGCCCUGGGCAUUCCGGGACAACAAAUCAAUGCGCGCCAGGGGGGUGAGAAGCAGAGUUACCCUGAUAUUCCGCUUGGGCGGCCUGCGAGUCCUGAGGAGGCGGCGAGGAGUGUGCUUGGGGUUGUGAGUCCGUUGUUUAGUUAUGUUAAUGGGGAGACGAUUCGGGUUACUGGCGGGCGGAAUAUGUAA
Molecule: messenger RNA, 879 nt
Organism: Aspergillus puulaauensis
Lineage: Eukaryota; Fungi; Ascomycota; Eurotiomycetes; Eurotiales; Aspergillaceae
Product: SDR family NAD(P)-dependent oxidoreductase
Exons: 4
Coding region: 1-879 (292 amino acids)
Molecular function (GO): oxidoreductase activity, acting on the CH-OH group of donors, NAD or NADP as acceptor
Source: RefSeq, a predicted model, not a curated record